Phyllotreta striolata is the source of this 1602-nucleotide messenger RNA. The record is from the annotation of a GenBank genome assembly. NCBI's taxonomy places the organism in Eukaryota, Metazoa, Arthropoda, Insecta, Coleoptera, Chrysomelidae.
AUGCGGGAACCGUUGGUGAAAAUAAGCGAAGGAAAGUUGUUGGGGACGAUCAAACGCGAUAAAAACGACGGGGAAUUCUUCGCUUUCCAGGGAAUCCCCUACGCUAAACCGCCGCUGGGCGAGCUCCGGUUUAAAGCCCCACAACCACCGGAUCCUUGGGAUGGAGUCCGAGACGCCCGAGAGGAAGGAAGCGAAUGUUUCGCCAGGCAAUUCGAGGAUUUCUCCGGAUCGGAGGAUUGUCUCUUCAUCAACGUCUACACCAAACAGAUAUCGAGCGAGAAAUUAAAACCUGUGAUGGUUUGGAUCCACGGCGGAGGCUUCACGGCUGGUUCCUCUAACACCAAACUCUACGGUCCGGAGUAUUUACUCACCGAAGACGUGGUGUUAGUCAGUUUUAACUACAGAUUAGGAGCUCUUGGCUUCCUGAGCCUGCCGGACCCCGAGCUAGGCGUGCCCGGCAACGCCGGUCUCAAGGACAUGGUGAUGGCGUUGAAAUGGGUGCGAAAAAACAUCCGGGAAUUCUCCGGGGAUCCGGAUAACGUGACGGUUUUCGGCGAAAGCGCCGGCGGUUCGGCCGCUUUGUAUCUCACCCUCUCGCCGAUGGCCGAAGGGUUGUUUCACAGGGUCAUAGCGCAAAGCGGUGGUGUAACGAAUUGCUGGGCGUAUUCUAAUAAAACAUCGGCUUAUAUGUUGGCUGAGAAAGCGGGGAUUUACUCGAACGAUGAUGCUCUAAUACUCAGGCAUCUGCAGGAGUUGAGUCUCGAGGAUUUGCAGGAGGCCUUGUCGAAGAUACCGGAUCUACACGCUAUAGGUAUCUUAAGACCCUUCGGGCCUGUUGUAGAAAAGCCUUCGAACGAACCGGCGUUUCUAUCCAAGCAACCCUUGGAGGUGAUUCGAUCGGGGGAGUACAGCAAAGUGCCGAUUAUCAUGGGUUGCUUGUCUAGAGAAGGAAUGUACAUAUCGGCUUUAAUCAAAGGUAGCGCGAAGACUAAAUUGUUGAUGCAUACGACUUUGUUGCCCAAUAAUUUGGGCAUGAGGAUCGGUAGUGAUGUUCAUAAAAGGGCGGCUAAAAGGGUGAUGGAGUUCUAUUUCGGGGAUAAAAAAGAUCCUUUGGAUGAUAUCGAUUGGGUCAAUAAGUUAUACACGGACAAUUAUUUUUUAUACGAAGUAUACAGAAACGCCAAGUGUCUUUUGGAAACCAAUCCUUGUCCAAUAUACUUCUAUAGGUUCCUGUAUGAUACGGAAUUGAACUUUCUAAAAAAUCUCUACGGACUUACCGAGCCUGGUGCUUGUCAUGCAGACGACACGCCAUAUCUGUUCAAAUGCGAGCUGGUGCCCGAUGUAGUAGAAGGCAGCGAAGAGGACAGGGCCGUACGCAGGAUGGUUAAAUUAUGGACGAAUUUCGCCAAGUACGGUAGACCUACGGUAGAUCGAACAGACGCGUUGUUGCCGGUUGAAUGGGAACCGAUUACUCGGGAUAAAUUCAAAACGUUCGAUAUCGGACCGGAGAUGAAGCAACACGACCACCAUCCGGAGCAAAAGUACAUGGAAUUCUGGGAUGACAUGUUCCGAACCGGCGCCGUUGCCACGUCUAAAUUGUAG